Molecule: messenger RNA, 978 nt
Organism: Podarcis raffonei (Aeolian wall lizard)
Lineage: Eukaryota; Metazoa; Chordata; Lepidosauria; Squamata; Lacertidae
Product: olfactory receptor 12D1-like
Exons: 2
Coding region: 1-978 (325 amino acids)
Biological process (GO): G protein-coupled receptor signaling pathway
Cellular component (GO): membrane
Molecular function (GO): olfactory receptor activity; G protein-coupled receptor activity
Source: RefSeq, a predicted model, not a curated record
AUGGAGAAUCAGACACAGAGCACUCACUUCAUACUCAUGGGCUUAACAGACCAACAGGAAGUUCAAAUGGUCUUGUUUGUUUUCUUCUUCCUCCUCUAUCUAGUAACUGUGCUGGGCAACAGUACUAUUGUGUGUGUGGUGGUGACUGAGACCAAACUCCACACACCUAUGUAUUUCUUCCUCGGUAACCUUUCUUGCUUGGACAUUUGCUACUCUACAGUCAUCCUUCCCAAGAUGCUAUCUGGAUUCCUGUUGGCUCAUCGAAGAAUCUCCUUUGUUGGAUGCAUCACCCAGCUUCAUUUCUUCCAUUUCCUAGGAAGCAGUGAGGCUAUUCUUCUAGCUGUCAUGGCUUAUGAUCGCUAUGUGGCCAUAUGCAAUCCAUUGCACUAUCCAGUCAUUAUGUGCAGACGUGUGUGUAUUCUACUGGCUGCCACAACUUGGACUAUAGGGUUCUUUCAUGCCCUGAUGCACACAGUAAUGACAUCCCAACUUCAUUUCUGUGGCCCCAAUAUCAUCAAGCAUUUCUUUUGUGAUAUCAAGCCACUACUGAGACUGGCAUGCAGUAGCACACAACUCAAUCUUAGUCUCCUCAAUGUAGUCACGGGCUCAAUUGUCAUGAUCCCUUUCUUCUUGACACUCCUUUCCUACCUCUAUAUCAUCAUCUUCCUGUUACUGAAGGUCAAGUCACACAGAGGGAGAUGGAAGGCCUUUUCCACCUGCAGCACUCACCUCACAGUUGUAGGUUUGCUCUAUGUGCCAGUUUUGUUCAAUUACCUCCCUCCAACAUCAGGAGACUUACCUCAGAGAGACAUGAUAGCCACCCUCAUGUACAGUGUAGUUACCUCUUUCUUAAACCCUUUGAUCUAUACCCUGAGGAACCAGGAUAUGAAGUCAGCUCUGAGGAAAAGCCUGGGGAGAUUACUGUGGAGGAAAGAGAUAAAGAGAAAUACAAGCCCAGACCCUGCUCGCAUUAUCUAG